Molecule: messenger RNA, 1515 nt
Organism: Symbiodinium sp. CCMP2592
Lineage: Eukaryota; Dinophyceae; Suessiales; Symbiodiniaceae
Source: the annotation of a GenBank genome assembly
AUGGAUGCCGCCGUGAGUGCCAAAGACCUCACGCAGCCUCCUGUAAAGGUUCUCUUCCUUGCAGAGGAGGCGCAAGACGACAAGACUCAGCAAGUGGCCUCCAUGUUCUGUGCAGCAGAGAGUGGUGAUGCAGACGAGAUAGAAUGGAGUCUGGCAGCAUUUCCUGGCUCGAGUUGUACAGAGAAAGAGCUUGAAGGCUUCAAGUCGCACGGAGCGUUUCCUGUCGCCAUGAUCGCCGUCCGUGGUCUCAGCCUCGUGUGGGCCCUUGGCAUUCUCGCUCUAUCCGGGGCUCAGGGGCAAGAUCUUGAUCACCGGGCUUCAUUGCGGGGCCGCAAGGAGCAAGAGCAGUCCGAGGUGCAAGAAGCCGCGGACCAAGAGCCUGCCGACAAGGAGCAGCCUGGUGCAGAGGACCCAGCGGUUGCAGAGGAACAAACGCAGGUAUUGCAGCUGGAGAAAGCCAUGAAGAACACUGAGCACAAACUAGCCUUGUCGAUGGCCGUGUGGCUGGUUGUCCAGACGGUCCUAGUGACUUGCAUUGGCCUGCUGUAUACCAGCUGCUUCCAGACCAAGCCUUCGCCCGACGAGGUGCUGCAGCCGGAGCGUGCGCAGGAAGGCUUCCGGUACGGCCUUUUCGAUGGCUGCUGCCACAGCCUGCGGAUCUGCUGCUGCAGCUUCUGGUGCUUGCCCGUGCGCUGGGCCGACACGGCCAGCUCAUCGCAGAUCAAGUUUCUGGGUUUCGGCACGGCAGUCUUCCUCUUCCAGCUCCUCUACGUGCUUUCCAGGCUCCCGAGCGUCUUCAUCUCGUUCAUGGCCCCCUCCUCGCCCUCAGAGCCCUCUCCCAUGGGUCCCAUGAUCCUUCUGCUGGUAUUGGCGGUGCUCUUCCACGUCUUGCUGCUGGUGAUGCUUGUCCGAAACCGGCAGCGUGUCCGCAGCCAGUACGGGCUGCCCCACGGCACCUGCAGCACUUGCACCUGCGACGUCUUGGUCUGGAUCUUCUGCUCCUGCUGCGCCGGCAUGCAGGAGGCCCUGCAGGUGGAGUACGUCGGUGAGCCGGUGGAAAUCAGCGAAGGCAAGUCCGAAAGCAAGCGCAGCACCAUGUGUUCCUUGCUUAUGAGCAGUUGUAGCCUCAAAGAGCCAGAAGCAGAAAACACUCUGCAGAUCUUUGAUCGCUGCAUAGAUGUUUCCGAUUGGCGGCUCUUUGCACCUCGGACCUCCAAGGUGCGGGAUGGCUACGGCAGAACGCCUCUGCACCUGGCCGCUCUCAUGGGCCACUAUGAAGCCGUGGAGAAGCUCCUCGCACAUGCAAAGUGCAAUGUUAACUCGCUCGACGCCCAUGGUCGCACGCCGUUAAACCUGGCAAUGUUGGAGCCGAAGUACGUGCUGAAAGAGUCCAUGCGAGAAGCGAAGUUGAAAGUAGUAGCGCUACUGCGAAAGAGGGGUGGAAGACAAGCGGCCUUGUAUCAGAAAGAGUACCCGCAGCUCGGCAAGAAGACGGAACAGGAAAUAUGGAGCUGA